CCAGAUGUCUUCUUUGCCAGUGCCAAUCGCUGGCAGCACCCUCACAUACUUGAUGUUGGACGUUCUUAUCGAGAAGCAUGGGGAAUGCACCCAUCCGUAUUCUUUCUUGCCUGACCUGCUGCAGCCUCUUGCCCUCAGGAAUCUGAAACUUGUUAACUUUGUCCCUACACCUGAACUUGCAACUGCCACACCCACGACACUUGAUCUGACGUUCUAUGGUCACCCGAACUGGACCGCAAUUGCUCAUAUACCUCUGCUUAUCCCCGCCCAGCUACUUACGAUACGCUUACUCACCAGCUACACCACUAGUCAGAUGCUUCUGCCAGACCCCGUUGAGCUUCCGCUUCUCGAAACACUCAUACUCGCGCUCGACAACUAGUAUUCAGUUAUGUUAAGACCGAAGGCAUCGACAUUACCAUUUGCUAGGAUAUAUUUCAGGACAGGACUUUUCAUUGCAG
Messenger RNA from Pisolithus orientalis, 458 nucleotides. RefSeq lists its product as uncharacterized. Lineage: Eukaryota; Fungi; Basidiomycota; Agaricomycetes; Boletales; Pisolithaceae. The record is from RefSeq and is a predicted model, not a curated record. Bases 5 to 379 code for a protein of 124 amino acids. The transcript is spliced from 2 exons.